Molecule: messenger RNA, 3840 nt
Organism: Nezara viridula (southern green stink bug)
Lineage: Eukaryota; Metazoa; Arthropoda; Insecta; Hemiptera; Pentatomidae
Source: the annotation of a GenBank genome assembly
AUGCAGGCUAAUGUUUCAUUGUUCGUGAAUGGCAAAAAAUGUGUAGUGAGUCCAGAUGUUGGUCCAGACACUUCACUACUCACUUUUCUUCGGAACCAUGUUGGACUCAAAGGAACCAAGUACAUGUGCAAAGAAGGAGGUUGUGGAGCCUGUGUCGUCAACUAUAAGUCGCGACACCCAGUCACACAAGAAGAGAAAAGCUUUGCAGUUAACGCUUGUCUACUACCAAUACUUUCUUGCCAAGGUGCUUCAAUAACAACAGUUGAAGGUAUUGGAAACAAAAUUACAGGCUACAACAAAGUUCAAACUGCCCUAGCCAAGUUUAAUGGAACGCAGUGUGGCUUUUGCUCUCCAGGAAUGGUGAUGAAUAUGUACAGCUUACUUUCAUCAAAUGAAAAAGUAAUGAUGACUGAUGUGGAAAAUUCAUUUGGUGGAAACAUAUGCCGUUGUACAGGUUACAGGAGUAUUUUAGAUGCAUUUAAAUCUCUAUCUGUUGAUGCAACAGAAAAACUUAAAGAAAAAAUUAAGGAUAUUGAGGAUAUCGGGAGGUUUUGUCAAAAUGGAUCACAAAACUGUAAUAAUUGUAUAUCAUCAUCAAGCUGUCCAAAGUCCCAUUUCCAAAUAACAGUAAAUAAUUCAUUGUGGUUGACACCAGAAAGUUUGGAAGACAUUAAAGAAAUUUUAAAGAAGCACUCUAACUUUAGAUUAGUAGCUGGGAAUACAGCACAAGGUGUAUACAAAUCAGUAAUUUCAAGUCCAGUGCAUAUUAAUCUAAACCAUGUACCCGAAUUGAAAGAUUAUAAGAUCACAUCUAAACAACUAGAGCUUGGAGCAAACAUGAGCCUGACAGAAGCAAUAUUAUUGUUCCUUUCAAUCAGUAAAACAAAGAAUUUUGGGUACUUACAAGUUUUUGCAAACCACAUUGAAUUAAUUGCAAAUGUUCCAAUCAGAAAUACAGGGACAUUGGCAGGAAACUUAAUGAUUAAAUAUCAUCAUCCAGAGUUUCCAUCUGAUUUGUUUCUGCUCUUUGAACUUGUGAAAGCCACAAUAAUAAUAGAUGGCCAAGAAAAUCAUGCUGUAUCACUGAUGGAAAUGUAUAGCAAGGAUAUGAGUAAAUCUAUUAUAACUAAAAUAAUAUUACCAGCAGUAUCAGAAGAUUGCAGCAUCAAAACAUUUAAAAUCAUGCCUAAGUCUCAAAAUUCAUUUGCUCUGGUAAAUGCUGGGUUCUUCUUUCAAUUCGAUGAAAACUUUUGUGUAAAAAAGAAACCAAGCAUCGUUUAUGGAAAUAUCAAUUCAAAUUUUGUCCAUGCCACAAAGACUGAAAACUAUUUUGUCGGGAAGAAUAUAUUCAAAGCAUUCAAAUCAGGUGUAUCAAUUUUAUCAGAGGAGUUGGAACCUAAUCAAACUACUGUUGCUUCAGCAGAUUUCAAAAAGCAAUUAGCUCUUAAUCUAUUUUAUAAAUUCAUUCUUCAAUUAAAACCAGAUGGAAUAAACUUAUUCUAUCAAAGUGGUGGUGCCAAUUUGGAGCGCCCAUUAUCGCAAGCUAUGCAGUCAUAUGAAACAAAACCUCGUAAUUGGCCAUUGACGAAACCAAUUAACAAGCUUGAGGCAGUUUUACAAUGUUCAGGUGAAGCAGUUUAUGUAAAUGAUAUACCUGAGCUUUCUGGUCUAAUGUAUGGUGCACUUGUUCUUGCUGCACGAGCCAAUGCAACCAUUAAAAGGAUUGAUCCAUCUCCUGCUCUGGCAAUGAAUGGUGUUGUGGCUUUCUUUUCAGCAAAUGAUAUUCCUGGCAAAAAUAUUUUUUGUCCACCAACAGCUGUAACAAUAACUUCAGGAGAAGAGGCACCAGACCAAGUUGGUUUUACAAGUACCUCUAAUAAUAAAAAAAUAAGCUUUAAGGCAGUGCCUGUUGAAGAAGAGCUGUUUUGUUCAGGAAAUGUUCUUUAUGCUGGGCAGCCAGUAGGAAUAGUUGUAGCUAAAACUGAAGAUGUAGCCAAUAGAGCAGCCAAUUAUAUAAAUAUCGAUUACAUUGAAUCACAAGAAGAACUAUGCCUAACAGUUAAGGACGUUUUAAGAAGUGGAAAAGUUUCAAAAAUUAGGCAUUUUUCAAAACAUAAGCCAAACAGGAAUAUUAACUUAGAAAGGGCAAAAUAUCAAGUGGAAGGAGAAGUUGAGAUGGGGCCACAGUAUCAUUUCACAAUGGAACCUCAAAGUUGUGUUUGUAGCCCAACUGAGGAUGGCAUUAAUAUAUUUGCUUCAACACAGUGGAUGUCAUGCAUCCAAGGAGCAGUUUCUGAAAUGCUCAACAUUCCUGAAAACAGUAUUAACAUGGAGGUGAAACGGAUAGGAGGAGGAUUUGGUUCUAAGAUAACUCGUGCAUCAUUGGUGGCUACCGCUUGUGCUCUUGCAGCUUACAAACUACAUUGCCCAGUCAAAGUUAUAUUAGAUAUUGAAACAAAUAUGAAAGCCAUUGGAAAGAGAAAUGCAUCAUACUCAAAAUAUGAGGCAGGUUUUGAUGACACUGGAUAUAUAGAGUGGCUAAAAGUUAAGCAUUACAGUGAUGAAGGAUGUAGUUCAAAUGACCCUGCUGUUAUGUUAUUCAAAUCAGGAAUGGUAAACUGUUAUGACUCUUCUGGUUGGGAAAUAGAGACAAACACAGUUUCUACCCCAACUCCUAGCUCUUCUUGGAUGAGAGCACCGGGGACACUUGAAGGAAUGGCUGUAAUUGAAGAAGUCAUUGAGCACAUAUCAUUUGUUUUAAAAAAGGAUCCUUUGGAAGUAAGGAUGCAAAAUAUUGGAGGAAAGUCAAGCUAUAUUAAGAGUAUGAUAGCAACAAUCAAAGAAUCUUCAAACUAUCAUAUAAGAAAGAAGGAAAUAGAAAAUUUUAAUGAGUCAAACAGAUGGAAAAAGAGAGGUAUUUCACUUAUUCCAAUGUCAUUUGAUGUUUUUUACUUUUUCUGUCAACCAUCUAUGGUUUCAAUAUAUGGAUACGAUGGUACUGUGUCUAUAACACAUGGUGGUGUAGAAAUGGGACAAGGUAUCAACACCAAAGCAGUACAAAUAUGUGCAUCUACUCUGGGAAUAGAUGAAAGCAAAAUAAAAGUUAAAUGUAGUUCAGUCUUAACAUCUCCAAACGCACAUAUGUCCGGAGCUAGUAUUACAAGUGAUAAUGUUGUGUAUAGCACUAUGAAGGCUUGUGAAAUUUUAAAUGACAGACUGGAACCAAUAAAAAAACAAAUGAAGGAUGCCAAAUGGGAAGAAAUCAUAAGACAAGCCAACACAGACAAUAUACACUUAAAUGCGUCCUACAUGAACAAAACUCAGGAUGAAGAAAUAAAGAGCUACUGUGCAUAUGGUGUUGCAGUAACAGAGGUAGAACUAGAUGUUCUCACUGGUCAGUAUCAGAUUCUUAGAACAGACAUUCUUCAAGAUGCUGGAGAAAGUAUUAAUCCUGAAAUCGAUAUAGGUCAAGUUGAAGGAGGCUUUGUGAUGGGACUUGGUUACUUAUUAACAGAAAAUAUAAUUUAUGACACUAAAUCAGGUCUCACACUUACCCAUAACACAUCAAAUUAUUGGGUACCAGGGCCAAAAGAUAUCCCAACUGAUUUUAGAGUUACAUUACUAAAAAAUGCACCUAAUCCCCAUGGAGUAGUUCGUUCAAAAGCUACUGGCGAACCUCCUGUAUGUCUUGCUUUGAGUGCUUUUCAUGCUUUAAAAAAUGCAGUCAUGUCUGCAAGAAAAGAUUGUGGAGAAAAUGACUGGUUACACUUCAAGCAGCCAUUUUCAGUAGAGGAAGUAUUCCAAGCAACAAAAACAUCAAUGGAACAUUUUAAUUUAUAA